Anas platyrhynchos (mallard) is the source of this 5371-nucleotide messenger RNA. It is a transcript of the gene SLC25A12, whose product is annotated as solute carrier family 25 member 12. Gene Ontology annotation, molecular function: L-glutamate transmembrane transporter activity; L-aspartate transmembrane transporter activity; calcium ion binding. Gene Ontology annotation, biological process: L-glutamate transmembrane transport; malate-aspartate shuttle; aspartate transmembrane transport. NCBI's taxonomy places the organism in Eukaryota, Metazoa, Chordata, Aves, Anseriformes, Anatidae. The record is from RefSeq and is a predicted model, not a curated record.
AGAAAGAUGGAGAGCAUUACAUGACCCCAGAAGACUUUGUGCAGAAAUACCUAGGACUUUAUACAGAUCCACGUUACAAUCCUAAAACAGUGCAGCUGUUGGCUGGAGUGGCAGAUCAAACUAAAGAUGGGGUGUUCGUUUCUUCCGAAAUUUUUUUAAUAAAAGGACCUUUUUUACAGUAAGAAGUCAAUCUGUUUUAUUGCUACAACAGAACUCGACAAUGAGGCAUCGCUUUUUUGUUAUUUACUCUGUGAAUAUAAGUAUUUUUGUUUUGUUUUUUAAUCUGAGUAAUGUUGGAAGUGAGGUAAACAAAUAUGGGUAAGUGUACUUUAAUUUUAUAUGGAAACAUUGAAAUAAAGAGAAUUAUUAUUGUAUAAUCUGCAAUACAAAAUGUUUAUCUGUCUGAAUACCCGUUUUCUAAUCAGUAAUUCAUUUGAAGAUUGUUAUACCUGUAUCAUCAUAAUUGGUUUACUUCUGCAUUUGUAAUAUUCCUUUUAUUCCUUUUAUAGUAAUAUACCAAAAUCCAGACUCUUAUAUCAUCUCUACAGAGAGUUUAAUAUGUAGCAUGAAUAAAUAUUGUAAUCUUCUACUGAUUUCCAUUAAUUACAUCUUUCCAAGGACUUAGAUUUGCUUUACAAAGUCCAAGGAAGUAUCGCCAGUCCUAUUCCGUACGGGCCUUUGUAACUUAAAUGACAGGCCAAGGUCACAGAGCAAGCCACUGAGAAGCUUUGGUUCUGUUACGAAAUUCAAUUCCUGUAUCUGUUGUCAUAAACCAUUAGUCUUGCUUGCCCUUCAAAUAAGUACUCAAAAUGAUCUUUGUAACUUUUCUUUGUUAAUAUCUGUUGACUUCAUUUAGGCUUAACUUUGUUGCUUUAAGAAAAAAAAAAAGCACAUUUUGGAACUGUCUUUAUGCAAAUAUAUUUAGAUUUAUUUUUAUUUUUUAUCUUUUACUUCUGCUUGUAAUUUAAUACUUAACUGUUCCAACUGUUGCCUUCUCCAAUUACUACAGUGUAAGACUAGUUUGCUUUAGUAGAAUUCCCUGCGGCAGUUCUUAUAACAAGAGAUUCUUCAUUUUCAAAGCAUUUCUUCCACACUGCUACAAAUGCAUGUUCUGAUAAAUUAAUAUGAUGAGGUCUAAAUUUGCGUUUGGCCUUAAAUGACUGCUUACUCUGGCAUCUAUUUAAUACUGUAGGAUUUCAUUGAUGCUGCACUUAAGCAUUGCUAUGCCAUCAGACUACUGGCACUGCUUUUAAAAUUAAGAUUUAGGGUACAUGUCCUUUCUCAUACGUAGAGUGUGCCAGAACCAGCUUCUUCGUUACAUAAGUCUAAUCUGAUGUUAGCUGGUAUUCAAGUUGUAAAAUCAAAGAUUUUCUUCUCCCUCCAAACUUGCAAAAUUUCACAGUAUUCAUUCUAGAUUCUUCAUUUUAAUUGCUUAUUUCUGGCUACUCUGCUUAUCAGUAUAUUGUUGUUUGAAUUUGCAAGUGUGUUCCUAAGUGAAUUCCUGAAGAGAGAGCUGAUGGUUCACAUAAUGGACGGUCACAAUAGGGUUAUACAUUAUAUCUAAAAGCUAUAUUGUAUGUGUAAAGAGCAAAAAGUUGUAUAUGAAACAAAGAAAGAGUAGAAUUUAACCAUGUGGCUUACUUUGAAGAAUAACAUUACAGAAGAAAUAAGUUUUUUUUUUUUAAAUGUUACUAAUAAAAUGAGAGGUAAGUGAUUUGAUGUUGUUAUGGACUCUACAAUACAGCAGCUUCACUGAACGAUACUUGAAUAGUGAUUGGAUGGGAAGCUUCAUUGUUUCAUGUAAUCUACCUCCUGUUAACUCCACCCUGAUAAUGGAGGGUUACAGGAUCCUUGCUCUUAGGCAUUGCAAGUUGAACGUAUGGAAAGGAAAUUGAAUGUGUCUAUCUCCUUUUGCUGUAGGCCCUGUUAAAGGGAGACCUCUGAAGAAUGGCUUCUUUCAGGUUCAGGCUUCUACGAAUGCAUUCUACAGAGAUCAUCACUUGAUUCUGUCUGUUAUAAAGCUUCCUGGUUAGGAAUUAAUGCCAGGUGUACGCCUUUGUGAGAUAUGUUUGGAAAUUAUAGUAUUUACAAUUAUUUUAAGGGAUGUUCUGUUUCUUUGAUAUUAAGCCCUUAUCUAUCAAAAUAAUCAUUUGGAUGAAGUUGACUUCACAUCUGGAGAACCAUUUUCUCAUCUUUGAUUUGAUGGCUAAAGUGUGACAAAUUAGUAUCAUAAUUCUAUAUUUGUUAUAUCUUAAUUCCUUUCAAAAUCACUGUUUUCUGUAUUUUUCUGUGUGAUACAUUUAUGCAAGAAUGUUAAAAUAUGUGAUCUUGUUUAAAGUAUCUUGAUUCUGCAUAUACUUUGUCAGAGAAAGACUAGAUAAACUAAUGAAGUGUGGUUUGAAUUUUUUUUUUUUUUAGAGGAACAGAAUUUAUAUGUAUAUCUUCAACAAUAAGUGGAACAUAUGUGAAGUAAUCACUAUGAGCUAAUGAUCUUCUAUGAAGAGUACAUUUAGUACUUAUACUAAGAUAUGUUCUAAAGAGUACAUUUAUAAAUUCAGAUCAAUUAUGUACACUUGGAACUGGAUGGAAUAUUCUAAGUUGUCAGUCUAAGUCCCCUGUUUUUACAAGGGUGAAAUCACACAGUUUUAAGAAACCAUAUUUGCUGUUAAAACCUAGGGAUUUUGUCUGCAGCAUUUUGGAAAGGCCACAGUAUAUGCCCACUCUGAAUAUCUUUACAGAUAACGCAAUGCAAUUUUGUUCUUGUGCCAGUUAUCCUUCAUCUUCCAGCUUGAGGCUCAUCUUUCUGUAGCUUUUCUUAUAUAGAGCAUUUCUAUAUAUAGAAGAAUAUAGUGCCCUUAUAUAAAGCCCUUGUAGAUGUUUUUUUUUUUUUCCUGCUUGUCAGAAUAAGCUGAGUUCCUCUAGAGAAAUUCUUUAUGAUUUUCAUAAUAAGCUACUUGUGCAUCCAUUCAAGUCUGAGUUUAUAUGUGUUGAACACAAGGACUUUGAUUUGUAUGCAGCGUUCCAGAGAUGUCGUGAGAGCCCUAUCUGGUGAUACUGCUGCUUCCUCAUCUCGCACAGAAAAGCACCCCUGAUGCAUCCUGAGUUGCAUUUUUCUGCAUGGUUGAUUUCCUAUCAAGAAUUUUUGGCAUUUGAAUCUGUUUUGUGUACUCCAGAUGCAAUAUUCAUUGUUGCUUUUCAGUUAUUUGACAAGACUGGCAAUGGAGAAGUAACAUUUGCAAAUGUCAAAGAAAUAUUUGAACAAAGUACUAUACAUCUUCAAAUCCCCUUCAACUGGGACUGUGAAUUCAUUCGACUGCAUUUUGGACAUAACAGGAAGAAGCAUCUUAACUAUUCAGAGUUCACUCAGUUCUUGCAGGAGCUGCAGUCAGAACAUGCAAGACAAGCCUUUGCAAUGAAGGACAAAAAUAAAAGUGGUAUGAUUACUGGGCUGGACUUCAAUGAAAUCAUGGUUACCCUUCGCUCACAUAUGCUAACUCCAUUUGUGGAAGAAAAUUUAGUUUCAGUAGCUGGUGGAACUGUUUCACAUCAGGUCAGCUUCUCCUACUUCAAUGCUUUUAAUGCCCUUUUGAAUAACAUGGAUCUCGUUAGGAAGAUAUACAGCAAUAUAGCAGGUAUAAGAAAAGACGUUGAAGUCACAAAAGAGGAAUUUACCCACUCUGCAAUCCGAUUUGGACAAGUUACACCACUGGAAAUAGAUAUUCUCUACCAACUUACAGAUUUAUACAGUGUUACUGGGCGCUUAACUCUGGCAGAUAUUGAGAGAAUAGCACCGCUGGCUGAAGGUGCAUUACCUUACAACUUGGCAGAACUACAGAAGCAGCAAUCUUAUGGAGAGUUAGGCAGGCCUAUCUGGCUCCAGGUAGCUGAGUCAGCUUACAGGUUCACUUUGGGCUCAAUUGCUGGAGCUGUUGGUGCUACGGCAGUAUACCCCAUAGACCUGGUGAAGACUCGUAUGCAGAAUCAGCGUUCCACUGGUUCAGUUGUAGGAGAGUUGAUGUAUAAAAACAGCUUUGACUGCUUUAAAAAGGUUUUGCGUUUUGAAGGCUUUUUUGGUCUUUACAGAGGCUUGUUACCACAGCUGAUAGGUGUUGCUCCAGAAAAGGCUAUUAAGCUAACUGUUAAUGACUUUGUUAGAGACAAAUUCACGAAGAAAGAUGGUUCCAUUCCACUCCCUGCAGAGAUCCUUGCUGGAGGCUGUGCAGGAGCUUCACAGGUCAUCUUCACUAAUCCGCUGGAGAUUGUAAAGAUUCGGUUGCAGGUAGCAGGAGAAAUUACUACAGGACCCAGAGUCAGCGCCCUCUCUGUUAUUAAAGAUUUAGGUCUUCUUGGUCUUUAUAAGGGUGCCAAAGCAUGUUUCCUCAGAGACAUUCCCUUUUCUGCAAUCUACUUUCCUGUUUAUGCUCAUAGUAAACUGAUGCUUGCUGAUGAAAACGGCCAUGUGGGAGGGCUUAAUCUCCUUGCAGCUGGAGCCAUUGCAGGUGUGCCUGCUGCUUCUUUGGUAACCCCUGCUGAUGUCAUCAAGACAAGACUGCAAGUGGCAGCUCGCGCUGGUCAGACAACAUACAGUGGAGUUAUUGACUGUUUUGGAAAGAUUCUAAGGGAAGAAGGCCCUUCGGCUUUUUGGAAGGGUGCUGGAGCUCGUGUGUUCAGAUCGUCGCCCCAGUUUGGUGUUACUUUGGUCACAUACGAGCUUCUGCAGAGAUGGUUUUAUGUCGAUUUUGGAGGCCUCAAACCUUCUGGAUCAGAACCUACACCAAAAACUCGAAUUUCAGAUCUUCCCCCUGUUAACCCUGAGCACAUAGGUGGAUACAGACUUGCUACAGCUACAUUUGCUGGUAUAGAAAAUAAAUUUGGUUUAUAUCUUCCAAAGUUUCGGUCUCCUAGCACUGCCUCAAUCAAAAAGCCAGCAGCUGAAUCCUGAAGACAUCUUUCAGCCUAACAAAGUGAUGCAGUGCUAAAAAUUCCCAGAAGUAGUACUGUAUUUUUUCCAGUCAGCUGCAUGUUGUUCUAGUUGAACCGAGCUUGCGCAUUAAAUUACUCCUUUCUAAUAUUAAUAUAUACACAUGCAUUUAUUUGUUUAUGAACUAGUCAUUGGCACACAAACUGAUUGAAGCAGUGGUUCUAUGCCUUAUUUUUAACUGGUGGCAUGAAUCGUUAAGACGACUUUGCCUUGCACAGCUUGCAUUUAAUGUUACUGUACAUAUUGUACAUCUUUGUACAGAGACAUCAUGGCAUCUAUACACAUACGUUUAUAUAAGGGGUAGUGCAGUUCAAAAUAGUUUGAAAUGUACAGAAUGUUUUGAAAGCUUUUUGUUAAGACUCAUGUGACAAUAAAACGUUUAAAAACAUA